UUCUUCAUGACUCAUAUGGACGUAGGUUAGCGAGGUUGCUAGCUUGUUUUGGUGAGAAUGAUGUAUUUUGUGCAUAACUUUUAUUUAGUUGUGGACAAAGGGCUUUCUCCAUGUUCAGAGUUAAGGUAUAAAAAUAUUUUGUGUCAAAUUUUAAGGAUGUCGUGCACUUUCUUAAUUAAAAUUCCCGCAAUUGGAAGCAUCUAGAUUUGCAUAUGUCCUCUGCCACCAUCACGCCCUAUUCAUUCCUUCUCACAAUGAUUUCACACUUCAACACUCUUCUUUUCCCCUCCAUUCACCACAAACCUCUCACAAUCCAAACCUUCCACAGUUCCUCUCACACCCACGUUCCCCACGCUUUCCCCAUAACCUCCAUUCGCGUCUCACGAGCUCUCAAAACCGAAGCACAACACGUCCUCUUCGACUACCUCCACUCAACCCGCGGCUACAACUUCCUCGACGCCGAAUUCAUCAGCCGAAACUCGCCGCGCUUCGUCGAAUCCCUAGCUUCAAAAAUCAACGACGAGAAAAACGAUGAUGAUAACAACGAUGCUGUUAGUCGAGCAUUGAAGAAGUUUCUCAGGUAUAACCCUGUUAAUGAAUUCGAACCCUUUUUAGAGAGUUUGGGAAUUUCCCAAUCUGAAUUGCAUUCGAUUCUCCCACCUGGGGUUUUCUUUUUAACUGAUGAUCAUUUAUUGAUUGAGAAUUUUCAUGCUUUGUGUAAUUACGGGGUGCCGAGGAAUCGAAUGGGGAGAAUCUAUAAGGAAGCUAGAGAGGUUUUUGGGUAUGAGAGUGGAGUGUUGUUGUCGAAGUUUCAAGGUUUUGAGAAUUUAGGGUUGGGGAAAUCAAGUAUUAUCAAGCUUGUUGUUUGUUGUCCUUUGCUCUUGGUUGGUGAUGUGGAUUGUGAGUUUUUGGCUGUUGUUGAUUGGUUGAAGAGAAAUGGGAUUGAGAGUGAUUGGCUUGUGAAUUACAUGUCUUGUUCGAGAACGUGUAGUUGGAGAAAAAUGCUUGAUGCUAUAGAGUUUCUUUGUAAGGCGGGCUAUUUGGAGGAUGGUAUGCGCGAAUUGUUUAAGGAGAAUCCGAAACUAUUGUUAGAAGGGUUUGGGAAGAAUAUGGAGUUGUUUUUGGCCCGAGCGGUUGAGUCGGGUGUUGAGACGAGUGUGAUAUAUUCUUAUUUCAGAGAGUAUCCGUAUAUCAUGUCGAAUAAGUGUGCGAAAAAUCUGUGGAGAGUGAUUGGUUUUUUGGAGAUUAUUGGAAUGGGAAGAGAUGAGAUUGCAUGCAUUCUGUCAGACUACAUGCAUCUCCUUAGUAAACUUUCAUUGAAAGGUCAUAGAACUGUUUGUAAGGAGUUGGAAGUUGGAAAAGCUGAUUUAUGCCAAAUCAUAAAGGAUGAUCCUUUAAAGCUCAUUAGUUUGGCUUCAAAAAUGGAACGGAAGAGCGAUGAACAGCUACGCAAUCACGAUCCAUGUAAGUAUUUGGAGAAAACAACUUUCUUGCUGAAACUGGGGUACACUGAGAACUCUGAGGAGAUGGAAGAAGCAUUGAAAAUGUUUCGAGGGAGAGGUGAUCAGUUACAAGAGAGGUUUGAUUGCCUUGUAGAAGCUGGUUUGGAUUAUAACAGUGUGAUUCAAAUGAUUAAACGAAUUCCUAUGAUUCUAAACCUUCAAAGAAUUACAAUUCAAAAGAAGAUUGAUUUCUUAAAAAGUUUUGGUUACCCUGUUGAAUGUCUUGUGGGAUUCCCAACGUAUUUUUGCCAUGAUUUGGACAAAAUUAUUGAAAGAUUAUCAAUGUAUGCGUGGCUGAAGGAGAGGAAUGCGGUAAAUCCUGCCUUAACAUUGAGCACCAUAGUUUCUUCCAAUGAGAAACGGUUUGUAAAAUAUUUUGUGAAUAUUCAUCCUCAAGGUCCAACUAUCUGGAAAAGUCUAAAAGAGUUAUCAAACAAAGAUAAGAACUAACAGCUUCUUAUGUUGUAUCUAUGUUUUGCUAAGCUGCCUAUUUAUCUCAAUAUAUGCCUUGCUAACA
Lotus japonicus is the source of this 2019-nucleotide messenger RNA. Its product is annotated as transcription termination factor MTEF18, mitochondrial. Gene Ontology annotation, molecular function: double-stranded DNA binding. The transcript has a single exon. The coding region runs from base 213 to 1952 and encodes 579 amino acids. Gene Ontology annotation, biological process: regulation of DNA-templated transcription; chloroplast organization. Gene Ontology annotation, cellular component: chloroplast. The record is from RefSeq and is a predicted model, not a curated record. Lineage: Eukaryota; Viridiplantae; Streptophyta; Magnoliopsida; Fabales; Fabaceae.